This is a messenger RNA of Trichophyton benhamiae CBS 112371, 543 nucleotides long. RefSeq lists its product as uncharacterized. Gene Ontology annotation, biological process: mRNA splicing, via spliceosome. The record is from RefSeq and is a predicted model, not a curated record. Gene Ontology annotation, cellular component: spliceosomal complex; U2AF complex. Lineage: Eukaryota; Fungi; Ascomycota; Eurotiomycetes; Onygenales; Arthrodermataceae. Bases 1 to 543 code for a protein of 180 amino acids. Gene Ontology annotation, molecular function: pre-mRNA 3'-splice site binding. The transcript has 3 exons.
AUGGCCAACUACCUCGCAUCUAUCUUCGGAACAGAGCAAGAUAAGACUAUCCUCCUACCGAACCUAUAUCAGAACCCGCAAUAUGACCCCAAGAAUAAGAUGAACCCCAGCCAGCUGCAGAAUCACUUCGACGCCUUCUACGAGGACUUUUGGUGUGAGAUGUGCAAGUACGGCGAGAUUGAGGAGGUGGUGGUGUGCGAGAACAAUAACGACCACUUGAUUGGAAAUGUAUAUGCUAGAUUCAAGUACGAAGACUCUGCACAAAAGGCCUGCGAUGCGUUGAACUCCCGCUGGUACGCUGCUCGACCGAUAUACUGCGAGCUAUCGCCCGUCACGGAUUUCCGAGAAGCGUGCUGCCGACUGAAUAGCGGCGAAGGGUGUGUGCGAGGUGGAUUCUGCAAUUUCAUCCACCGCAAGGAGCCCAGCGAGGAGCUUGACCGGGAGCUGGAGCUUUCCACGAAAAAAUGGCUGAGACUGCGCGGCCGGGACGAGCGGAGUGUUACCCGCAGCCCAAGCCCGGAGCCCACGAGGAAGCGGUACUGA